Molecule: messenger RNA, 1347 nt
Organism: Fraxinus pennsylvanica
Lineage: Eukaryota; Viridiplantae; Streptophyta; Magnoliopsida; Lamiales; Oleaceae
Source: the annotation of a GenBank genome assembly
AUGGCGCAGGUGAAAGAUGCAUAUAAAAGUUCAAAAAGUGCAAGCUAUGAUGAUUACUUUGAUAUGGUUCAAUGCCGAAAGAAGUUGCCACAUUCAUUGCAAGAGACUCUAACAGAUGCAUUUGCGAAAAUUCCAGUUUUGUCGUUCCCACAAGUCCCCGGAGGCAAAGUGAUCGAGAUUCUAGCAGAUACAACUAUCGGCGAUGCAGUGAAAAUCUUAUCAGAAUCCAACAUUCUCUCGGCUCCCGUGAUAAAUCCUGAUCAAAGAAAUAGUAUGGAUUGGAGGGAGAGGUACUUGGGAAUCAUUGAUUACUCCGCCAUUGUUCUUUGGGUGCUACAGAAUGCGGAAAUGGCAGCAGCUGCUUUAUCAGCCAGUUUAGCAGCAGCUGCUGGGGUCAGUGCAGGUGCUGCUGGUGCUAUUGGGGCUCUAGCAUUAGGUGCAACUGGUCCUGUGGCUGUUGCCGGACUGACUGUGGCUGCAGUUGGGGCAGCUGUGGCUGGGGGUGCGGCUGCAGAUAAAGGAAUUGGGAAAGAUGCCCCAACUGCAGCCAAUAAACUCGGUGAAGAUUUCUACAAGAUUAUCCUACAAGAGGAACCUUUUAAGUCGACCACGGUUAGGUCAAUCCUGAAAUCCUACAGAUGGGCACCUUUUAUACCGGUUGGAAAAGAUAGUUCGAUGUUGAGCGUUAUGCUGCUACUCUCGAAGUAUAGGCUGCGGAAUGUGCCUGUGAUUGAAACAGGCAGUCCAUCUAUUAAAAACUUUAUCACUCAAUCUGCAGUGGUACAGGGUCUAAAGCAAUGCAAAGGAAGGGAUUGGUUUGAUUGCAUCUCCACCCAUCCUAUAUCCGAGCUUGGACUUCCAUUCUCGCCCCCAGAUGAGGUUGUUAGUGUCCAGGGUAAUGAAUUGGUUCUGGAAGCAUUCAAGAAAAUGAAAGAAAACGGAAUUGGAGGUCUUCCCAUUGUUGAGGGGCCAAAAAGGAAAAUCAUUGGCAACCUAAGCAUAAGAGAUAUCAGAUUUUUGUUGCUUAAGCCUGAACUUUUCGCCAGUUUCAGGGAGCUCAGUGUCAAGGACUUCAUGAGUACUAUUGCUUCAGCAACAAAUGACACUGGAAGGAUUAUCACACCAAUAACGUGCAAACCUGAGUCGACUUUCAGUAGCGUGAUAGAUGCUCUUGCACUGAAGUCAGUUCAUAGAAUUUAUGUGGUGGGUGAGGAAAAUGAUGUAAUUGGUGUGAUUACACUCCGAGAUGUGAUCUCCUGCUUCGUAACGGAACCACCCAACUUCUUCGAUAAUUACUUCGGGUUUGCUGCACAAGAAAUGUUAAGUUCUACCUCCCGUGACAUUUGA